GUCAUGGCAACAUUCGGUUACUUUGGCAACGUCGAAUGUCAAAACUGAGUCAGUACAAUUUUAUUCCUUGAAUGAAGAAAGAAUAAAAAUAUUUAAAAAAGCAAUUAAUGGCGGAAGUGCAUAUAAUUGGACAAAUAUUGAAAGCUGUUGAUUUCGACGAACCACAUUUGUACUGCAAGUGGAGUUUGCAGAGCGGUAACGCCUGGCGCUUGGUUCAGGGCGAAGUUCAGGGACAGACACACGUUGCCAGCCAUCGCUUGGAAAACUGCUCGGACUUUGCUCAGCCCCUGGACGUACAUUUGUGUGCCGCUGCAGUCCAAGGCUGGCCACGACUGCUCGUCGAGGUGUACGCCGUAAACGUUCUGCAGCAGUGCUGGCCCGUUGGCUACGGCUUUGCCCAUAUACCAUCCACCCCGGGCUGCCAUCGCCUGGAGAUAAACACCUGGAAGAUUGCACCAAGCACCUGGUGGCAGAGCAUUAAAGAACGAUUUGGUGGCGGCGGCGCCGCGUUGAGUAAAUCGGAUUUGCUCUUUUCCGGCGUAGAACGCUAUAAACUACAAACCCGGAGCUCUGGUAGAAUCAUUGUUGAACUGAGUUUAAUCUUUCGCAAAUUUGAGGAAUACGGCGUGGAGUUCAAGUAA
Molecule: messenger RNA, 641 nt
Organism: Drosophila innubila
Lineage: Eukaryota; Metazoa; Arthropoda; Insecta; Diptera; Drosophilidae
Gene: B9d2
Product: B9 domain-containing protein 2
Exons: 3
Coding region: 108-641 (177 amino acids)
Biological process (GO): cilium assembly
Cellular component (GO): MKS complex
Source: RefSeq, a predicted model, not a curated record